GCUGGCAAGCAAAGAAGUGGAGAAAGGAUAAGAAGAGGCAAUUGAUGGCAUGCUAAUGCCACUGCACACUAGAGUUUUAAAUCUCACUUUCGUAGUUAUCUCUAAUGUUAUGCGGGGCCCUAUGCAUGAGCUAAAUAGUGAAGACACUCUCCUUGUCUUUAGUGUACAGUUAUUGUGAAACUGCACUUGUCCCCACACACUUAUGAGUUAUGACUUAUGACUUAUGACAUUAACAAGCUUGCACAUUCAUGGCUUCUUCUCUCUUCAGUAGACACCCACUGUUACCCUUCUCUGAAUUCCAAGUCACAUACUUUUUAUCACUAACACUUGCUUUUCACUUCAUUUAGUUUCUUUUGGGCUUCUUGCUGUCCUUUUUUUUUUAAUUUUAUUUCAGUGGAGGAAUGAGUGAAGGGGUGUCUCUCAAGGUGAAGCUGAGUCUGAGUAUGGUUUUUGUGGAGGUGUUUCUUUUGAUUUUGAGUCUGAAUGAAUGUCACUGCAGCCCAUUCAAUAAUCAUGGAGGCUCAUUGUCAACUGACAGAAGAGUGGAUGGUUUUCUGCCUGAGAUCUCUCCAAAUUCAGCUCCUCAGCCCCUUCUUCCUCUUCUUGCACCUUCUCCUUUCGCACCUUUCACAAACAUUACUAUCCCAAAGUUAUCAGGACAAUGCACGUUGAAUUUCACUGCUGCUCAAAGUUUGAUGAGAACGACAUCAACUGAUUGUUGGUCUAUUUUUGCGCCAUUGCUGGCUAAUGUUAUAUGCUGUCCCCAGUUAGAAGCCACCCUUGCAAUUCUUAUGGGCCAAUCCAGUAAAGAUACCAGAACUCUUGCUUUAAAUGAGACUGUUUCAAAGCAUUGCCUUUCAGAUAUCGAGCAAAUUUUGGCUGGUCAGGGUGCAGAAAGUAAUGUGAAUAAGAUAUGCUCAAUUCAUCUAUCAAAUCUCACUGGAGGGUCUUGCCCUGUUAAGGAUGUCAAUGAAUUUGAGGGCACUGUGGAUUCUUCUAAGCUUCUUGCUGCCUGCGAGAAUAUUGAUCCCGUUAAAGAAUGUUGUGAUCAAGUUUGUCAAAAUUCCAUAUUAGAAACUGCUACAAAACUUGCACUAAAAGCUUCUGAAGUAUUGAUCAUAGCUGGGUCCCAUGGUUUAACUGAGCACUCAACAAAGGUUGAUGAUUGUAAACAUAUUGUACUUCGAUGGCUGGCUGGUAAACUUGAGCCUUCCCGUGCAAAGGAGGUUCUCAGAGGACUAUCUAAUUGCAAAGUUAAUAAAGUUUGCCCUCUGGUUUUCCCUGACAUGAGACAUGUUGCAAAGGGCUGUGGGAAUGAGAUUAGUAACGAGACAGAAUGCUGUCGUGCCAUGGAGAGCUAUGUGUCUCACUUGCAGAAGCAGAGUCUUAUAACUAACUUGCAAGCUCUGGAUUGUGCUACAACUCUAGGAAUGAAGUUACAGAGGUCUAAUAUUACAAAAGAUGUUUAUAGCCUUUGUCACAUAACCCUUAAGGAUUUCUCCCUUCAAGUUGCAAAACAAGAGUCUGGAUGCCUUCUACCAAGCUUGCCGUCAGAUGCAACAUUUGACCAUUCCUCAGGGAUCAGCUUCAUCUGUGAUUUGAAUGACAAUAUUCCUGCUCCAUGGCCGUCAAAGUCUCAGUUAUCAGCACCGUGCAAUAAAACCAUCAAAAUCCCAGCACUUCCUGCUGCUGCAAAUGCUCAAAGUGGUCUUUACAAUGAAGAUGUGGUAAUUUAUGUGCUGUUUGCUGCCUCAGCUGUUACCAUGAUGCUCUUGUAG
Molecule: messenger RNA, 1778 nt
Organism: Populus trichocarpa (black cottonwood)
Lineage: Eukaryota; Viridiplantae; Streptophyta; Magnoliopsida; Malpighiales; Salicaceae
Exons: 8
Coding region: 402-1778 (458 amino acids)
Cellular component (GO): plasma membrane
Source: RefSeq, a predicted model, not a curated record